This is a messenger RNA of Ahaetulla prasina, 2755 nucleotides long. RefSeq names its product adenylate kinase 6 (gene AK6). The record is from RefSeq and is a predicted model, not a curated record. NCBI's taxonomy places the organism in Eukaryota, Metazoa, Chordata, Lepidosauria, Squamata, Colubridae. Gene Ontology annotation, molecular function: AMP kinase activity; ATP hydrolysis activity; ATP binding. Gene Ontology annotation, cellular component: nucleus; cytoplasm. The coding region runs from base 362 to 877 and encodes 171 amino acids. The transcript has 5 exons.
CUCAUCAGGCCAGCUCCAUGCCGAUUGGGGCCUUUCAUGCUCUUCGGCGCUUAGCUGUCCGCCGAGCGCCUUAAUGCGGCCCCUGCUUCGUCGCCUCUCCCGCUUUUAGUCAGGCCCUGCGAGAAGGAGUAAAUAUGACCGAGAAAGCUUCCGGGUGGAAAAGAAAACAAAACAAAAACCCUACAAGGCUUCACCAGUCGGCGCUUUUCUACCCACCGUUGGCCCUCAAGAGAGGAAGGCGGGCCCGUCUGACGUCUUAGUCCGCUGCCAUCCGAGUAGGACGGCUCAGGUCCCCGCGAACUGCUGCACGUGGCUUCUUGAUGGCAACUUGGAAAGUGGCCGUAGGAGCAAUAGAGCGGCUAUGAAGAGGCCUAACAUUUUACUCACAGGGACACCUGGUGUUGGGAAAACUACACUAGGCAAAGAGAUAGCCCUGAGAACAGAUUUUACAUACAUUAAUGUGGGGGAUAUGGCUAAAGAAGGGGAACUGUAUGAAGGUUUUGAUGAAGAAUACGAAUGCCCAAUAUUAGAUGAAGACAGAGUUAUUGAUGAAAUGGAAGAUAAGAUGAAGGAUGGAGGUGUCAUAGUUGAUUAUCAUAGCUGUGACUUCUUUCCUGAACGCUGGUUUAACAUAGUAUUUGUGCUUCGCACUGAAAACUCUUUUUUGUACAACAGAUUAGAAAACAGAGGUUACAAAGGAAAAAAGCUUCAAGACAAUAUUCAGUGUGAAAUCUUUCAGACAAUUUAUGAAGAAGCUAUGUCAUCCUAUAAAGAAGAAAUUGUACAUCAGUUGUCUAGUAAUACUCCAGAAGAUAUGGAGCGGAAUUUAGAUCAAAUUAUACAGUGGGUUGAACAGUGGAUAAAAGACAACAACUGAUUUUUGAAAAAAUCAUAUUUUAGUGAUAAAUAGAAGUUGUUCUAAUAGUUCCUUCAUUCAAGGUGAAAAUUAACGAGGCCACUGAAUUUUCUAUUUUAUGCUGUGUUCUUUAGAAUCUAUGAAAGCAGGUAUCAGACAUUAAAGGGUUAAAAAUUUAACCCUUUAAGAAUUUAAAAAAAUCUAAAUUUAAAGAAUUUAAAUUUAAAAAUCUGAAAUUAUACUAAAUUGGGUGUCCAAUAUCCAAUAAUAAAAAUAUUUGAAAAGAUGAAAAAUAAUAGUUCCCUGUUAAUAUGGCUGCCAAAAUCUUAUUUGUAUACAAAGUUUUAUUAAUGCAGUGGAUCUUCUGUAAUUCAGUUCUAAAUGUGGGACCAUGCAAUUUAAUAUAUGAACAUAAUUUUAGUUAUUAAUUUAUUAACAUGCUGUAAAUACCCUGGCAAAUUUGUAUCUGUAUAUUUGUUAUUUAUAAGAUUUGUUGCUGUUUAGUUAAACUACUUUUUACUCAGCUUUUGUUCAGUUUAGAAGGCAUCCUCUAAACUCAUGAACUCAUCUCUCUCUGAAUAAAUGCUGAUGGCAUUUUGCAAGAUUUUUGAAACAAGUAAAUAGGUUACAUGUGGCCAUGACUACAGUGAUCCAAGAACCGUCUGAUUCUAUUGCUUGUAUCAUAUCAUAUAGCGUGGUUCAUAAUAAAUAUUACCAGAAUUUAUUAUCCUAUUUUUUUCUAAAUAUUCAGUAACUUAAUAAAAAGUGAAGUUAUAGUGAAAAGACAAGAACAGUGCAGAAAGUGAAUUUUUUCAUGUAAAAAAUGCCUAUAUAAGGUACUUAAAGUAUAUACAUUUUUCUUAGCAGCUCCCAAAUUUGAUAUUAAAUAUAUCGAUAAAUUAUGACUUUAGUCCUAAUCAUAUAUCAUUGGAUUUCAUCCAGAAGAUCAUAUUCAGAUUCUCUUCUCUUUCCCAUGCAAGAUCCAAAGGAGAGUUUGAUUGUGUAGGAGGAGUUUGGGGAUAUAGACUCUUAUGCCUCUUGUACUAUUAAUGAAAUGACUUGAUUAGAAGCACAAUUGCCUUCAGUUUUCUAUUUUGGUUACAGUCUGAAAAUGAUUACCAAUCCCAUUAAAUUUAAUCAACAUGAGAUGGAUUUAAAAUAGGGUCACACAUAUUUCCUUCUCCAUUCCUGAACUGGAUCAAUAAUAUUUCUUUACAGUAUUCUUAUAGUGUAGGUAGUCGUCAUUUAGCUACUGCAGUUAUGAUUAUGAUUAAACAGUAACCACGACCAGUUCUUAUACUUACAACCUUCACAGGUCUAUAAAUCAAACCAAAGCUGAAGUAAGAUGAUAAGCAUAGUAGUAGUUUCACUUUUGACUGUUUCACUUAAUGACUGAGUUGUUGAUUCCAAUUGUGAUCGCUAAAUGAAUACUACCUGAAAAAAUAUUUUUCAAAGUCUCAUAAAGAAGCAUAAAUUGCCUAGUGUAUUGCUGUACUUCAUUUGUCUGAAACAAGUUCUCAGACAAAGUUACCAUUAAUUAAACAUUAAAUAUUUUUAGAUUGCAACUGAACUGAUUGAAAAUAGUCACUUCUGUUAGGUGUUGUGUUCAUGCUAUCUGAAAGGCAGAUGCUUGGCCAAUUAAUUGCAAGAUUUAAUUUACCUUCUGUAUAUUAAGCAUAGUGAUUCUUGGAACCUUGGCUUUGAUUAUUACAAAUAUUGCAGUAUUUAGCAAAUAAUGUUUUGAGCAGUCGACAAUUUGGAUCAUGCUUUUGUUAUUUGGUACUGUAUUAUAUAGAUUAUUUUCAAAAUAAUUCUUACAUUCUUUCGUAUUACUUUUUUCUGUAUGUAAUUAACAAAGAUUUAAAUAUGUUUUUUGAAAAUAAAGACACAAAAGGCAAA